GCAGCUUUAGCAAAUAUUAUCUAUAGUUCAGUGUCAGUCGCAGUAAACAUUUUUGGUUGCCCUACAAAAAACAAUAGUCAUAAAUUCCGAUAAUAAUUCGAUUAACAAAAAAUAAAAAAUCAUAAAAUAGAAAAAAAUUGAGUCGUUCAAGAAAUUAAUAUAAAAUCCUCCUCUAUCUUGGCCAACGUCAUAUUAGUUUUCUUUUAUUUCUGCACAGCUCUUCGUAUGUCCAUUCAGAACCUCAAUUCACGCGAUCCAUUCGCGGAUGCCAUCAAGGGACCCGAUGAUGACAUCCAAGACGGUCUCGUUCACAUUCGUAUCCAACAGCGUAACGGUCGCAAAACUCUAACCACUGUCCAGGGUCUAUCGACUGAAUACGAUCUCAAGAAGAUUGUACGCUCUUGCAAAAAGGAAUUCGCUUGCAACGGCACCGUGAUUGAACAUCCCGAAUACGGCGAGGUCCUACAACUCCAAGGAGAUCAACGUGAGAACAUCUGUCAGUGGCUAACCAAGGCCGGCCUGGCCAAGGCUGAUCGCCUCAAAGUACAUGGCUUCUGAGCGAAAAACAGAGGUGGAAAGAUAACAAAAAAAUACUCAAGUUGAAUAAUUACGAUAACACCACACAUACAACAGCGGAAACAACUGUUCAUAACAUUUUCAACAUGCAUGAUUUAUAGUUCAAUAUUAAUUAAAAGUUUUUCAGUUCUGCA
Messenger RNA from Drosophila innubila, 710 nucleotides. RefSeq names its product eukaryotic translation initiation factor eIF1-like. Gene Ontology annotation, biological process: translational initiation. The record is from RefSeq and is a predicted model, not a curated record. The transcript has a single exon. Gene Ontology annotation, molecular function: RNA binding; ribosomal small subunit binding; translation initiation factor activity. Lineage: Eukaryota; Metazoa; Arthropoda; Insecta; Diptera; Drosophilidae. Gene Ontology annotation, cellular component: eukaryotic 43S preinitiation complex. Bases 226 to 558 code for a protein of 110 amino acids.